Durio zibethinus is the source of this 1104-nucleotide messenger RNA. RefSeq names its product transcription factor MYB1-like. NCBI's taxonomy places the organism in Eukaryota, Viridiplantae, Streptophyta, Magnoliopsida, Malvales, Malvaceae. The record is from RefSeq and is a predicted model, not a curated record.
AUGGUUAGAAGCACUUGUUCUAAAGAGGGAAUGAACAGAGGUGCCUGGACCGCCUCUGAAGACAAAAUUCUCACUGAUUAUAUCAAGGUUCAUGGUGAAGGAAAAUGGAGGAACAUUCCCAAGGAAGCAGGCCUUAAGAGAUGUGGGAAAAGCUGUAGGCUUCGGUGGAUGAACUAUUUGAGACCUGAUAUCAAAAGAGGGAACAUUUCUUCCGAUGAAGAAGAUCUCAUCAUCAGACUUCACAAACUCUUAGGCAACAGAUGGUCUCUAAUAGCAGGGAGACUUCCAGGGCGAACAGACAAUGAAAUCAAGAACUAUUGGAACACCCAUUUAUCAAAGAGGGGACAAGGGAAGGAGCGAAGACCAAAAUCAAACCAUUCUACAGUUGAAAAGAUACCAAUCACCGGUAGAGUGGAUGAGGAAGACCCAAUCAGCUCACGUGUUAUUCGCACCAAGGUAUCUCGUUGCAAUGAGGUCUUACUCACCCUUAAUGAUCAGCAACACAGAAUUGAAAAUCUUGGCAGAAAUGUGGUUAUUUCACCAUCCAUGGAUGCAAAUUUAGUGCAAAAUAUUGCAGCAGAACCGGAAUCCAGCGAUGGGUCAUUACAUACAUUAACUACCUGCAAUGAAGAAAAUUGUCUGAAUUUUAUGCUGGACUUCAAUGCUGAGGAAAUAAGUGUUUCAGAAAUCUUUGCUUCUGAUUUUACAAAGCUUAGUCAUGAUCUUGGUACUGCCCAAAUGAGUAACGUGAUGCGAGGAGUUGAUGCUGACAAUCAUACGAGAAAAACCGCUCAAUCACAUGCAUUUAUGUUAGCGGAGGAAAUGGAGCAGAACUGGAGUGGAUGUGACUAUAAUAUUCAAGCUAAAUUGGAUUCAGAUUUUGGAUCUUUGAUUGCUUUCCUUGAAUCGGCUGAAGAAUGGAUAAUCUAAUUCCUUUUAGUUGAUUUUAAACUGAUGAGUGUAGAUCUUACAUCUGCUAGGCAGUGGCAAUGGCAUCAUGCCUUAAUUUGUCCGAGUUUUAGUAUUUUUAGCAACAAUUAAGUAUCAAAUAUAUUAAAGCAGUGUAACCAAUUAAUGAUGAAAUAAUUGAUUAAAUAAAGUAGU